Messenger RNA from Electrophorus electricus (electric eel), 2087 nucleotides. RefSeq names its product Josephin domain containing 1 (gene josd1). Gene Ontology annotation, biological process: protein deubiquitination. The record is from RefSeq and is a predicted model, not a curated record. NCBI's taxonomy places the organism in Eukaryota, Metazoa, Chordata, Actinopteri, Gymnotiformes, Gymnotidae. Gene Ontology annotation, molecular function: cysteine-type deubiquitinase activity.
AAAUACGGAGCUACAAGGAAAAGUGAGAAACAAAGGAAAAAACAAGCUCAGGAAAAGAGGUUCAAACAGCAUUUCAGGCGUGGAGGGACAGCUCAGAAUCCACAGAGUCGUGUAAAGGCAGAGGUUUUUUAGAACAAGAUCCUAUGUGACUUCCUCUUUGCUGCUAAAGUGUUCCCUUGCCUUCAGAGGUUUCAUCCACUUACCUCUGUGUGUUAUGUUGGAUGUUAUCUUGCUUCCUCUGACCCUAACCAAAAUGGAAAGAACUACUUUGUGCUAGUGGACACACCGGUCUUGAGGAGGUCUGCGUGGUAGAUCCACAUGGAGAAGACAGAAAGUGGAUAACAGUGCUGACUUCAAUAAGAUUACACGGUUUUGCCAUCGGCAGAUAUUUUCUUCAUCUUCACUCAUAUACUCUCAGUAGAUACACUGAACUGGCUUACCUUUUCUUGCUGUAGCUACCUUCCCCUCCCCUUGCUGGGUGGUUGCUGUGGAGAUGACAGUGGUGGCGCAGUAGCCAUAGCAAUGGGGAGUGCGCCAUGUUCUGGUAAGGGGAGGGGGGUAGGUGGGUUUCAGGAGCUGGGCUGUAUGCCAUGGAAGGUGAGCAAGCAGAAAGGUGAAGGUGAUGGAAGUGGCUGUGGUCCUGGGGUUGAUGAAGGGCAUCAUGCCAGAACUCUUCCUGUUCCCCCACAACCCACUGCCAUCUACCAUGAGAAGCAGCGCAGAGAGUUGUGUGCCCUGCAUGCACUAAAUAACGUCUUCCAGGACGGUGCUGCCUUCAGCAGAGAUGCACUUCAAGACAUUUACCAGAGGCUCUCCCCAAGCACGUUGGUAACACCCCACAAGAAGAGCAUGUUGGGUAAUGGCAACUAUGAUGUGAACGUUAUCAUGGCUGCAUUGCAGACCCGUGGAUUUGAAGCUGUCUGGUGGGACAAAAGAAGGGAUGUUUGUAGUAUUGCCCUGCCAAAUGUGACAGGCUUCAUUUUGAAUGUGCCAUCCAACCUACGCUGGGGACCUCUAAGGCUGCCACUCAAACGACAGCACUGGAUUGGAGUGAGGGAAGUGGGAGGAGUCUACUAUAACCUGGAUUCAAAACUACGCAGUCCUCAUGCCAUUGGAACAGCUGAUGAACUCAGGAAGUUCUUGUGUCACCAGCUUCGAGGGAAGAACUGUGAACUCUUGUUGGUUGUGCCCGAGGAGGUGGAGGCCCACCAGACAUGGAGGGAGUGCUGAAUAAGAAUCUAAAGCAGAACAGCAUGGUACAGUGAUAACUGGAUGUUUCAUGUAAGUUUUGCAUAUUGCAAGUCAUGGUAAAAUUGUCACUUUCAUUCUAUCAUUACACACAUGCUUCCUAAUGGUUACAGUUCUACUCUACAAUUAACUACAAUAAAAACUAUGGAUUGAAGCCUUUUGAUGACUGUUCAACAUGGGUAGUGGAAGAAGUAUCCUUGUGUCCAACUGCCAAGCAAUCUGUACUGUAUUUUGAAAUGAUUCUAAAAAAUCUUUUGAGUAUGCUGUUCUUUUUAAUCUCAAAAGUGAAAUUAUGGAACUCCCAAGAAUUAAUUAGUUCUUAAUAUAAGUUGAAGAAGGGACUCUUAAACAAGUCAUUCAUUUUGAGUUGGAUAAUGAAGCAAAAUUAACAAUACCACUGUAAUUUAGGUUGAUUCAAGGCUGUGUACACUGUUUACUAAGGAAGCAAGAUAGUCAUAAUGCUCAAAAGGGAAAUCUAAAUGAAUGCCUCAGGUUUUCUUAAGAAUUUUCACACUUGAUUCAAAUAAUAGCUGGAUACAGAAACAAGGCAACUUCCACUCUAAUAACCUUGUCACGCUAAACCUAUAAGUAAAUUAAUGAAAAAUCUGAUGUAAUUAAGGAACAUUCCACCUUUACAUAAACAGGGUGCUUUAUAAAACUGUAGAAGUGUUUUUAUUUCUUUGCCAUGACAAUCUCAAUCUCCCUUGUCCCUUUUUAGGGCAGGUAUGGUCACAAUUUGCUCAUGCCAUUAUUUGUUUCCCAUGCAAAUGUUUGUAAUGGCACUUUAUGUAUAAUCCGAGAUGUGUUGUGACAUCAAUAAAAUGUCUUUGUAUGUACAA